Molecule: messenger RNA, 1066 nt
Organism: Sorghum bicolor (sorghum)
Lineage: Eukaryota; Viridiplantae; Streptophyta; Magnoliopsida; Poales; Poaceae
Product: ribonuclease 3
Exons: 3
Coding region: 46-795 (249 amino acids)
Biological process (GO): RNA catabolic process
Cellular component (GO): extracellular region
Molecular function (GO): ribonuclease T2 activity; RNA binding
Source: RefSeq, a predicted model, not a curated record
GCAGCCAGCAGCAAACAGCCUUUAACCGUUGCCAAAAUAGCAGAGAUGGGAGGCCGCAGAACGAUCGUGUUGAGCCUAAUCCUUGGCUUACUGGCAGCUGCCAAUGCGGUGCCCUUUGAUUUCUUUUACCUUAUCCUCAUGUGGCCUGGAGCAUACUGCGAGGACAGCGACAAUGGUUGCUGCGUGCCCAAGUACGGCUACCCGGCGGAGGAUUUCUUCGUCGAGUUCUUCCAAACCUUCGACGUGUCCAUUAACAAGCCCAUAGUCCGUUGCAGGAACGGCAGCCCCUUCGAUGCUAAAAAGCUGGACAAGAUCGAGAACAACAUCAACCACUACUGGAUCAGGCUCAAGUGCCCGCCAACCGACGGCGUGAACGCGUGGAAGAGCGCCUGGGACAACUACGGCGUCUGCUCAGGCCUCAAGCAGCUGGACUACUUCAAGGCGGCGCUCAGCCUCAGGAAGCAGGCCGACAUCCUCGGCGCCCUCGCCGACCAGGGCAUCCUGCCGGACUACAAGCUGUACAACACGGCGAGGAUCAAGGCGGCGGUGGCCGCGAAGCUGGGCGUCGAGCCGGGCCUGCAGUGCCGGGACGGGCCGUUCGGCAAGAAGCAGCUGUACCAGGUCUACCUCUGCGUGGACACGGACGCCAAGACCUUCAUCAAGUGCCCCAAACUGCCGGCGACGCUGAGCUGCCCGGCGUCCGUCGUCUUCCACCCGUUCUACACCUGGAUGCUCAACUCCACCGCCACCUUCGACUCCAAGAUCCUGCUCCCCACUCAGACCAUGCUGAACUGAUUACCGGAUCGAUCGGACUCGAUUCCACAAGCGUUAGCUAGCCUGGUUUGCAAUCCUCAACAGCUUAAUUUAAUCUGCUCUGUCAAACCGGCCGGCCGAGAGCACCAUAUGGAUCGGUGCUUUUUUAUUGUCCCCCUAAAUAAUAAACCAUCCUGUAAUGGUAUAUGUGUAAGAUCUUCCAGAUCUUUUUUUUAGUGUGUGAGCUACAUGCAUUUGCAUAUACAUGUGCAAAUGUAAUACCAAUAAUGAAUAAACAAGAGUGUUAUGCACA